AUCCUGAACCAAUUUCAAGCAUAAUGAUUAACGAGCCUGAUUACAGCAGUUAUGAUUUUUCUAUAGAGAAUAUAGAUUUUCCUAACAGUUUUGAGAUGAAACAGGUUCAAGUAAAAAAGAAGUCAAUGAAAAGAAUAGAAAAAUGUGAUGUAAUUUUUUUUAUUAAAUUUCGAUCUGCUGAGGCAAGGGGCUCUGUGAAAAGUAUUAUUAUUAAAGUAAAACAUGCUUCCAAAGAACAUAAAGAUGUGAUUAUCGGACAUGAUCAAAGUGACUAUCAAGAAGCUUCAGUCCGCGUAAAAUUAAAUUUGAACUCAGUGUAUGAGGUAGAUAACUUUAAAGUUUAUGAACUAGACAAAGGUUUGCAUGGCGAUAAAAAAAACAUUUUUUAUCUUGAAGUUGAAGUAAUUUUUUAUAAUAACAAAAUACAAAAAAAAGAGACUCAUACCUUUCAAUUGGUUGAUAGAAAAAGACCUCAAGAUGGUGUAAAAAGUGACUCGAAACGACCUCGUUUAAGCCCAGCUGAUUCACAUUAUUCAGAUAAUGUGUUCCCUGACGUAUAUCAUUCGCUAUUGAAGUAUGAAGAUGAAUCAUUUGAAAAAGGAUUUAUUGUUAAUAAGAAUGGGAUAUUUUCUAUAUGGAAAACUUUACAAAACUUUUCUCAGACAUUUGUUAUAGGUCUGAUUAGUAGAUUAAAAUACUCGAAUGCAAAGAUUUCAACAUAUAAAGAGAAUGAUCAAGUACUAAAAUGCAAUAAGUUAGUGGCAGAUUAUAUUCAAGCAAAAGCAUUACAACUUGGAAAUUUAUUUCUCGGCCAAUCCAUUCAGACAACUAAUGGUGACAUUGCAUAUCAUUGGCCACUGGAGAAUGAAGAUGAAAUUUUUAAAGAAGGAGAAGUUGUGGGACUAAUUGCUGAUAUAAAUGGAAAUUUUAAAUUAAGAAAGUUAACUUUAAAAAACUGUUCAAGCGCAGAUCUUAAGGGUGUGAUUAGUCGAUCUUAUUACUUGCAGGCUCAAACUCCAACAGACACAAGACGCAGCGAAACUAUAUGUAUGUUGGGUAUUGUUCCAGUCCAGGUAAAAGGUUCUGUUCAAAUUAAUGAGGAGCUAUAUGCCUCUCCAGAAUUUCCUGGAUUUGCUGUAAGUAGGUACCAUCUUAGUAUCGAUUUGCAUCAAAGUAGUGGUCAUAUUGGAUACGCAUUUUCUUCGCAUAAUGCUACAGAUGAUAACGAAGAAGGUAUUGUUCAAGCUGCAGUGUCUGUCUUAGAAUCAGCAAGUCGGCGUUUACUCGAUGCACAACUUCCCACCUUGGAAUCUCAAAUUGAUCACGUUGCAAUAAAACAAAAGUUAACAAAAAGAUAUAUCUGCGUUUGUUUUAUUGCAUGCAUUGCUUUGGCUAUUUUAAGUAGCGUUUUACUUUACCAAAUUUUUGCACCUGGAACAAGUUUUCAAUACUUUCUUUGUAAACAAGGAAGACUAAGAGGAUCUGCAUCUUUUCAGUAUAUUCCACCAAUUAAUACUCGUGUUUAUCCUCAGGUUAGAGGUAUUGAAUUUGAGUUCUCAGUUCUCAUGCAGAAGAUAUCUAACACUGGUUAUAAACGAUUAAAUAUUACAGGAACUAGGUAUUACAUGAAUAUAGACUGUUGUGCGCACAGACCUUUUAUACAAAGAAGUAAUAUUCCUUUGACACACCCUGUUACUUACGGUCCUGAGCUGUUUGCUGUAGACAAAGAAUGCUAUAAUGUGUUUUAUUACCAAAAAGACAACUGGCUACGUUAUGAUUCUAUUUCUUGGAAAAACAAAAAAAAUAUAUUUUGUGAACCUUAAAGAGCUUUAAAUUGCCUUAGUUUAUAUAUUUAUAU
Hydra vulgaris (swiftwater hydra) is the source of this 1858-nucleotide messenger RNA. The record is from RefSeq and is a predicted model, not a curated record. Lineage: Eukaryota; Metazoa; Cnidaria; Hydrozoa; Anthoathecata; Hydridae.